Messenger RNA from Durio zibethinus, 1063 nucleotides. It is a transcript of the gene CXIP1, whose product is annotated as CAX interacting protein 1. The record is from RefSeq and is a predicted model, not a curated record. Lineage: Eukaryota; Viridiplantae; Streptophyta; Magnoliopsida; Malvales; Malvaceae.
AUGUGAUGUAUAGAAGAAAUGAAAAAACAAAACAAGACAAAAACCGGAUAAUGCUUUGAUAGGUCCGGAUUGCUGAGGCUCCCCUAAAAAAGGAAGGGAAAGGAAAAAACGUUGAGUAGCUUCGCGGUGAGUGGAUGAGGAUGGCUUUGCGGUGGGCGAUGGCGGUGUCCUCUCCUUAUUCUUCGCAAUCGCAUGCAGCAGAUGCGGUUCUUCCAAAGUUUUUCUGCUCGAAAACCCUCUACCAAUCUCACCGCUCUUUCACCUUUCCCCUUUAUUCAACGAACUGGUUCUUGUUGCCCCGCAAGACCUUCAGCUCUACUGCUAGGGUUGCCCCCUUCCGCUGCUUCUCUUCUGCCUUAACUCCUGAGCUAAAGAAUACUGUGGAUAAGGUGGUCAAAUCAAAUAAGGUGGUUCUUUUCAUGAAAGGAACUAAGGACUUUCCACAGUGUGGGUUUUCAAAUACUGUGGUGCAAAUUUUGAAUUCUUUGAAUGUUCCUUUUGAAACAAUAAACAUACUAGAGAAUGAAAUGCUACGUAUGGGUUUGAAGGAGUAUUCCAACUGGCCUACCUUUCCUCAACUUUAUAUUGAAGGAGAGUUUUUUGGGGGUUGCGACAUCACAGUUGAGGCAUAUAAAAAUGGGGAAUUGCAGGAACUAUUGGAGAAGGCAAUGUGCACCUGAUACUUACCUGCGUUGAAAAAGUGUGUUAUAGUUGUACUUGCUCGGAAUUGGAUAAUAACUUCUUGUCUUUGAUUUCUUUGGUUGGAGUGGAAAAACUUGUAGAAGUCUACUGAGCUUGUGGUUGUUUGCGUUGAUCUCACAUUUGAAUUAUACAAUAUACUUGCAGCUUAACUCUGUCUCUGCUUGCUGUUUGGAUAGCAAGAUAAAAGGAAUUAAGAUAGAAAACGCGUGGGCUAGGGGCAGAUCUUUGAAAUUUGAAUGGCAUAUCUACCUCUCCACUUUUGCUAGUGUUGCUACUAAUUUGAAUUUGAGUGGCUUUGAUUCAAAGUAUGAACAUAGAUUUAUGAAGUUCUAGAGAGAUAUUUUCGUAAUGGGUGUCUGGC